AUGGAGCGAAACUCAUCAGACGACGAAGAAGAAGACCACCAGCAUUUAAUCCCACAGAACGACACUCGCAAUCGCCGCCGGGAAGACCCGCUUUCCUCCACCACCACCAGUCCGAGAUCGGCGUUCCAGAUCGAAGACAUUCUAUCGCGGAGGAAGAUCUCGCUCAACAAACGGUACCUCCUCGCCGCCGUCUCACUAACCAUCUCAAUUGGUCUCGUCUUCUUAUUCACCGAUCCUCGUCAGCUAUUCUCGGCGAAUAUCUCCAAUUUCAAGCUGGAUCCAUUAUCGAAUCGCGUCAAGGAAUCCGAGUUUCGCGCUCUGUAUCUUCUUCGGCAGCAGAAACUCGCGCUUCUCUCUCUUUGGAACGUUACGUUGGUGAAUUCCAAUUCCUCUAGUUUGGGAUCCUCUGUGUUGUUCGAGGAUGUGAAAUCUGCUGUUUCGAAGCAGAUUUCAUUGAAUAAAGAGAUCCAAGAGGUGCUUCUAUCACCACACAAGACCGGUAAUUACUCCGGCGACGGCAACGGAACCGAUUCUGUUCUUAGCUCAUACAAUAGAUGUAGAAAGGUGGAUCAAAAGUUAUCAGAUCGGAAAACAGUAGAGUGGAAACCGAGAUCAGAUAAGUUUCUUUUCGCUAUAUGUCUCUCAGGCCAAAUGAGCAACCACUUGAUUUGCUUAGAGAAACAUAUGUUCUUCGCCGCGUUACUAGACCGAGUUCUUGUGAUCCCAAGCUCCAAAUUUGAUUACCAGUACGAUAGAGUGAUAGACAUUGAUCGGAUUAACACUUGCUUGGAAAGAAACGUUGUUGUUUUUUUCGAUCAAUUCAAGGAGAAGGCGAAAAAGAACCGUCCUCGAAUCGACCGGUUCAUAUGUUACGUCUCGAAGCCACAGCUUUGCUAUGUGGACGAUGAGCACAUCAAGAAGCUUAAAAGUUUAGGGAUCUCCAUUGAUGUGAAGCUUGAAGCUCCUUGGAGUGAAGAUAUAAAGAAACCAAGCAAGAGAACUGUGGAAGAGGUGCAGAGAAGUUUCAAGUCUGAUGAUGAUGUGAUUGCCAUUGGAGAUGUUUUCUAUGCUGAUAUGGAGCAAGAUUGGGUUAUGCAGCCUGGUGGACCUAUUAACCACAAGUGCAAGACGCUGAUCGAACCAAGCAAGCUGAUUCUGUUGACCGCUCAGCGAUUUAUACAGACUUUCUUGGGAAAGAACUUCAUCGCGCUUCAUUUCCGUAGACACGGGUUCCUCAAAUUCUGCAAUGCGAAAUCGCCGAGUUGCUUUUAUCCGAUUCCACAAGCUGCAGAGUGUAUUGCGCGGAUAGUGGAAAGAUCAAACGGUGCAGUGAUAUAUCUUUCAACAGAUGCAGCAGAGAGUGAAACGAGUCUGCUUCAGUCACUAGUUGUGGUAGAUGGCAAAAUCGUGCCACUUGUGAAACGUCCGCCGCGUAAUUCAGCUGAAAAGUGGGACGCAUUGUUAUAUAGACAUGGUAUUGAGGAUGACUCUCAGGUGGAUGCAAUGCUGGAUAAAACGAUAUGCGCCAUGUCCAGCGUCUUUAUUGGAGCCUCUGGUUCGACUUUCACGGAGGAUAUCUUGAGGCUAAGGAAAGAUUGGGGAACGUCUUCUAUGUGCGAUGAGUAUCUAUGCCGAGGCGAAGAACCAAACUUCAUAGCAGAAGAUGAAUGA
Thlaspi arvense is the source of this 1671-nucleotide messenger RNA. Lineage: Eukaryota; Viridiplantae; Streptophyta; Magnoliopsida; Brassicales; Brassicaceae. The record is from the annotation of a GenBank genome assembly.